ACAACGCUAAAGCCAAAACCACUUUUCUCACAUCAAUGUCACCAACCAGCGGAACCUGCAGCAAAAUCCGCCACAUUGUUCGAAUCCGGCAAAUGCUUUUGCGGUGGCGAAAGAAGGCAUGUGCGACGGGGGCUAGCUCGCCAUCGUCGGAUGUUCCCGCCGGACAUGUGGCCGUGUGCGUAGGCGCUAGUAGGAGGAGGUUCAUCGUGCGGACGACGUACCUUAACCACCCGAUCUUCAAGAAGCUUCUGGUGGAAGCGGAAGAGGAGUACGGCUUCUGCACGCAAGGUCCGUUGACGAUCCCGUGUGACGAGUCGCUCUUCGAAGAGGCCCUGCGAGCCAUGUCCAGAUACCCGACCCGACACACGAGCCUCGAGGAUUUGCAGAAUCGUUGCCACGUGGAUGCCUUCGGCAACUUCGAUUAUGUUGGAGGAGACUCUUGGCCGUUGCUUCACGACGCGCCGAUCUGCUGAAGCAUGUUUCCGUUCCAUGCGACUGUACACACUUUGAGAAAUAGCUUGCGAUUGAUUAACUAACUAUUUUUUUUUUUCAAAAAAAAAGGACUGUUUUAUAAUUUUCCCCUGUAACUUUAAACGCUUAGUGAGUUUGUUAUACAUUACUUGUGCUUAGAAGGUGAAGAAAAGGAGAAACUGAGGCCGUUGAAGUGAGCUUAAAGGGAUAAAAAUGGUGGUUGUGUACUUGUGUAUUGUAAAGCAUGCGUAUUGGUCAACUAGAUUUGAAGGCUUUUUGUCUUAACGUGCAUCCUUCUUAGUUUCUCCUUGGCAAAGAAAGUUGCCUUGAUUAAUUGGGUUUACCAAACAAGGCCAUGAUUUCAUUUUAA
Molecule: messenger RNA, 841 nt
Organism: Neltuma alba
Lineage: Eukaryota; Viridiplantae; Streptophyta; Magnoliopsida; Fabales; Fabaceae
Product: auxin-responsive protein SAUR50
Exons: 1
Coding region: 36-473 (145 amino acids)
Biological process (GO): response to auxin
Source: RefSeq, a predicted model, not a curated record